Messenger RNA from Ctenopharyngodon idella (grass carp), 4606 nucleotides. Its product is annotated as leucine-rich repeat-containing protein 15. Lineage: Eukaryota; Metazoa; Chordata; Actinopteri; Cypriniformes; Xenocyprididae. The record is from RefSeq and is a predicted model, not a curated record. The coding region runs from base 527 to 1600 and encodes 357 amino acids. The transcript has 4 exons. Gene Ontology annotation, molecular function: protein binding.
CUUACUGUUAAUCCUGGCGGACAAUGCCAAGAAAAGCCCAAGGGGAAAGAUGUAUGAGGUCCUUGUCCUUAUCAGCUCAGCAGGCUCUCCGAGGGCAGAGCGAUUGUGGCGCCUCCACCGAUCACUGGUGCUCAUCGACCUGGCCUAUUAUCAUGUGUGCUCACUGAUAUAACAGUGACAUCAAUCUGCCGUGAACCAGACCGUACCUGUGCCAAGUUAAACAAUCAAAGCCGUGCAUAAGGUGCCCUGCGAAUUCACACACCCACGCAAAAACGCAUGCCCGCAGAUUUUUCUCUAGGGACGCAGGAGUUCAUUUGGCAGGGAAACCUGUCAUGAUCUGUGCAUGUCAUUUUUCUCACCAACGUGCUGUGCUGGGAGUUUUACAGAGAUCACACUUUACUAGAGGGGCUAACAUUUCGGCUCAUUUCAGACUUCAUCCGAGUACAGACCGGCUAUCAGCUUUGGGUGAAAAAGCAGCGUUGACUUUAGACUUUGAAAUCCCAUUAAGCAUCUGGUCACAAGGGCUAUGAAGCUGGUUGCAGGGUUAGCCGUGCUAUGGCUGUGGGUUGCAGAGGCCGUGGAAAACUGCCCCAGUGAUUGUAAAUGCAGCCAGAAAACCAGUACGGAAAAGACUGAAGUCAACUGUCAAAAGAGGGGACUUCAGAGCAUCCCACCCAAACUCCCUCUGGACUCAUGGAUCCUAAAAAUGGGUGAAAAUUUUCUGCAAGACCUCCCAGAAAACAUCCUGAGCUCAGUCCCAAAAAUCGAGAGCCUAAACUUGGAGCGAAACUCAAUUAAAUCAAUACACCCUCAAGCAUUUGCUGGUGCCCAGCGAUUGAUGCUUUUGAAUCUGCAAGGAAACCGACUGUCCAAACUUCCUGUAAAGGGCUUCAAAGAUCUCCUAAACCUACGCUUUCUCAUGCUGGGCCAGAAUCAGAUAGCUAACCUAAAACCAAACAUGUUCAUUGGCAUGAGGAACCUCUCAGAGCUGGACCUGCCCCUGAACGCCCUCACUGCUCUUCCACCAAAUGCGUUCAAGCCUUUGAUUGCCCUAAAAGUUCUUGACCUUGCCUUGAACCGCAUCCAAAGGAUCUCGCCCAAAGCCUUUGUUGGACUUGAAGAGCUGCUUUUUCUCAACUUGGACAACAACAAGCUGGAGAAUAUUCAAGCUGGGACCUUUGGGCCCCUGACUGGUCUUGAGAUGCUGGUGCUGGACAACAAUUUGCUCUCCACACUUACCGCGUCCACACUAGAAGGUCUUUCCAACCUGCAGGAGCUCUAUAUCAGAAAGAAUGAAAUUAAGAGCCUGCCAGCUGACGUAUUCCGCCACACACCUAAACUUACUCAUGUGGGCUUAAGUGGGAAUCGCCUUCAUGCUAUUGAUGGGAACAUGCUAGCCAACAUGCAAGGGUUGAAGGAGGUGUAUCUGCACGAUAACCCAUGGAAAUGUGACUGCAGUAUCAACUCGUUGGUACAUUACGUAGCCCAGACGAGGGCUAAUCAUUCACCUCUGCAAAGACUUCGGUGCAUUAGCCCAGAAGAGUUUCGUGAUAGACCCAUUCACCAGCUGAAAUCUGAGGAACUUCCCUGCAGGGCCUAAAAAACCCUCACGUCUGAUAUCAUAUCACGUGCGACCUCCAAAAGUUGGGAGCACAGCAUAAUAACAGCAUGAUAUUUUCUGCAAUUGAAUGGCGAUGCUUCACAUAACUCCAACCACAAUGACUUUGACAGGUUAAUGAUAGUGCUUCUGUUCUGCAGAUAAUCAUAAUUUUCACACCACCUGGAGAGUCUCUCAGCAGUACAUCCUAGAAAACUAAGGAUGAACUGUGCAUUUGUUAUUUGUGAUACAAAAGAAAUGUCACUUUGGGUAGUUUAAUAAUAAUAUGUUUUCACAUUCAACUUAAAGCUGCAGUCAGUAAGUUGUUUUGGUUAAAAAUUAUCCAAAAUCAAUUUUUGAGCAAGUACAUAACCAGCCAGUGUUCAAAACUAUCUCCUUACCUUAGCUCGAUUCACAACGGUAAGCUUGUAAUAAUGUUUUAUAAUGAGAGCGGUACUGGUGGGUUUCCGUGGAAAAUUCGAGCAUGCAGCUGUUCAUCUUUGCUUCAUUACGUCAUGUCUGUAAACAGAAAGGACGGAGUCCCAGCUAUAGUGGCUAUAUCAUGUGAGGAUGCUGCAGGUGAUGGAUCAUUUAAAGCCUUUUCUCACAGCAGCUGAAAUAAUUAAACUUAUCAUUUUGAUAGCGGAUUGUAAUCCAGAAAGAUCCAAAUGACAAUCAUCAGUGAUAACUGGAGAUUCACCCGUAGUCAAAAGCAAAAGUCAUUGGACUGCGGAGUGGCUACAGAAAUUGAAAUCUACAGGUAAUGCUAAUACACACUAAAAACAUAUAGCCACGCAAUGCUGAUGUUGUUAACAUUAAUAAUUUGAGAACAAAAUAUAACAGUAAUAAUAAUUUGCACGGUUUGGCAUGAGCUAAGCGAUCGUUAGAUUUAAUAACCAUUGGCAGCGCAAUUUAAAAAAUUCGCCAUUAAAAAAUUCAAAAAAUACAGAUUUAUAAUAUAAUAUAACAUAACAUAACAUACUGAUAAGUAUUAACAUAAAUAAGUAAAUAAAUUGUGAUAAUAAACAAAUUUGACUUACAGUCACCUGAAGAAUAACACAAAAAUUAAAUUAGAAAUUAAAGUGCAAAUAAACAAAAAAGUGCAAUUAUAUUUUCAGAAUUACAGAACAGUUUCAAAACUGAACACGCCUGAAGGCAACAAAAUAAAGGCUACAUAUUGCAAUUUAUUUGUAGAUGUUAGCCAACAAGCUAGCCAGUUAAUCUAAUUAGCAUACCCAUUUCAUUUCCAUUUUGUGCAUACAGUGGAAAAUGGCUUAAACUUAAAUUAUUUUAAUUCAUGAAUGCUAGAUUAUAGUCCUAGUCAUGGUCUUUUUCAAAAGACAUUUAGUGCACUUUUUGGUGAAUUAAAAGCAAGCAGUAAUGUAACUGAAAUUAAAACAACAUUACAGAAGCUUGCAUUUAUUUUAAAGAAAAUAGAGUAAAAUUAAAUCAGCAGUUAACUCAAGCAAAAACGUUCCACAGUGUUGCCAGUUAAGGGGCCGUUCACAUAUCGCAUCUUUUGCGCGCUCAAAUUCGUUAUUUCAAAUGUACCCGCGCGGCUGGCGCGCUCAUAAUGAAAGUGACGCGCAUGCGGUGCGUUUUCCAGGCGCAUCGAGAUGAAAAAUUCUCAACUUUUCAGAAUGCCGCAAGCGCACCGCAGGUCAUGUGUCAAGAACCAACAGAUCAGCUUCGCCUUUCCAUAACAAAACAUCGAAAGCUCAGCCGAACAGCUGAUCAUAGCUGUACAUGGUGGUUUUUAUUUCUCAUCUCCAUAAAUAUAUCUAGUAGUAAAGCCAACGCAAGGGCUAGAAAUCAAUUUAUCCUUUGCUGAAACUUCCUCGUCCUCGUGGAGAGCGCAGUUCAUGGUUGCAUAGCAACGACAGACGCCACGGGAGCGCAAGCGCUUUGGAAAUAAGGAGAAAGCGGCGCGUUUUUAGACGCGAUAUGUGAAAGGCCCCUAAGAUGUUCUAAAAAGGCUAUUUCAAAAUACUGCAUAAACAUCACGGGAUAAUACAGUGAUUAACUUGUGAUUGUUCUCUAUAUUGCUCUUUUUUUCUUCUUUGAGUCGCUUCCUGCCUUGUGCCACUGAUAAGUUUCUUUUUUCAAUCAUUUUUUAGAAAUGAUACUUUAAGAGCACAUAAAUGGCAAAAUUAUUUUAACGGCGCGCGCCAUGUAUAAUUCAUGCGUUAUGGUGAUGUAUUAUAAUUACGUCAUGACGCAGAAAGUGUUAAAACUAGUCCAACAUGACUCUUAUGAUUUUUCGUUGAUGUCAAUUUAAUUUUAUUCUUAUUUUAAUCAUUUCGAUGAUCGAUGAGCACUAAAAUUCUUAAUUGUCAAUAUUUGCUUAAUAUAUGGGUGUAGGAGCGCACGAUGGUCACAAGAGGGCGCUCUUCCGAGAAAAAAAACUUAAGUGCGGCGCCCCCCAGUCAUUUUGCGAUCUAGGCAACUGCCUAUGUCGCCUAUUCCACGGGCCGGUGUUGUGUAGGCCUAAUGCUUUUUUCCUCAGUUGGUCAGAACAAAAGUGGCAGACAUGUUACUUACUUGUUCAGAUGACAUUUUCCGGUGAAAAUUCUUAUUUUAGUCAUACUUCUAAGACGCAGAAUCUGUGUUUCCGAAGUAGGCUACAGUAUCCACACAGACGCGGUGACUGACACCAAACAUUAGAUUCAUCCGCGCUGAGGAGCCGUGCCGAUGCACAACGCACGUAACGAUAAUAAUUCCGCAUAUAACUCCAAUUAAAGGUUUCAAACAGAGAUUGCGACAAAGAGGCAAAACUUUCGGAAUUCAGCUUUAAUGUUACAAAUGAUUCUCUUAAAUGUUUUAAAUGCAUUAUUUAUCCAAAGUGUUUUUGUUUUUCAGCCUCUAAGUAGAAGAUGCUCUCAAAAUAUAAUCCCUCUAAAUAAUGUUAGUAGGUGAGUAUAACUGCUAUAUGAUGUUGUAUUUUUAUGUAAUAUCAUUAAACCCAUGUUCACAAUUAUUUAUCUAUCUGAUGUAUACAGUAUAUACACA